Molecule: messenger RNA, 1211 nt
Organism: Bemisia tabaci
Lineage: Eukaryota; Metazoa; Arthropoda; Insecta; Hemiptera; Aleyrodidae
Source: RefSeq, a predicted model, not a curated record
CUGAAGACCUUGGGAUUUGGAAAGUUGUAAACAUUCGCACCAAGUAUUGAAAGGUUUCAAAGAGAUCCACAUACGGAAAUUGCUUUAUUUUAAAUUUUCUCAUUACCGUCAUAUUUUUUUCGUGGUCAAUCCUACACUAUGGAAGAAUCUUACCGUCCAUCAGCAAGAGAGGAUACGUCCUUCCAGGCCAAUGACAUACCUGAAUCUCCUAGCCAGCAACUUCAUGAACAACUUGGCCAUGGUUUUCAAGAUAAGAGAAUCACAUUAAAUAACCUGGCUGCAGAAAUUGAAGCUCUCGAGAGGAAAUUGCAGGAGAGACAACAAUAUCAUGCUGCCAUCGCUGCCGAAAACGACCGAUUACUUCAUAGUGUUUUAGAGGCAAAAAAAGCAUCAAUCGAAGAAUACAAGAAAGAAGAAACAGAGAUAGCAGAGGAGGUUGCCGCCCUUAGGAAGCAUACAAAAAGUUUGAUGGCCACAAUCAAGUGUGAAAAAGCAGUCUCGCUCUCUAAUCUGUCAAUGUACGAGGAUACAGUUGGAGCUAUGUGUAAUCUCUUCCUGGACAAGCGCAUGUCCUAUGAACUACACGAGGUAGAAGUGGCAACCCAAGAUUUAGAACAGUUGAAAAUUGACAAUCAUGGAAGUAUUGGCGUCAUCCAUGAAACGAUGCAAGAAACAAUGACAAAAAAGGAGGCUGUACACAAGGCUUAUUUGGAGAUGGAAGAUGCUAUUUUCAAACCAUCCCAGCGACUAAUGGAUGAGUAUGUGCAACAGACUAAUUGUAAAUACCUUGAAAAUCAGAAACUCAGUGAAAAAAUUGAAAACAUUGAAUGCUACCUGAGAGAUCAAGAACCCCUCUGAUCGAAUUCCCACGAGACUCAAAAAUUGCACUUCUGUAAAAUUCUUAACGAAUCAUAUCUACUUGUUUUAUUGCUAUAGUUGUCAAAUUUCCCACAAAAUCAGUUUUCUCCUCUAUCAAAAAUUAUUCAGUUCCAGCUUAAUUAAUGGCUUCUUUAAUUUCAUUCACUUCAAAGAGAAACAGAGGACAGCUACUGCAAUUUUUAAUCAAGAUUUGUUGAAGUUGUAUUUUAAAGAAAUCUCCUCUAGAUUAAUUUUAUCCGAACUUUUAUAAAUUUUAAGCGUUAUAACUAAAAUGAAAAAUUUAACCUUUGACUUAAAUGACCUUUUAUCCCAAAUAAACAAUUCCUUUUGAA